This is a messenger RNA of Gossypium raimondii (Peruvian cotton), 941 nucleotides long. RefSeq lists its product as uncharacterized. The transcript is spliced from 6 exons. The coding region runs from base 215 to 688 and encodes 157 amino acids. The record is from RefSeq and is a predicted model, not a curated record. Gene Ontology annotation, cellular component: endomembrane system; membrane. Lineage: Eukaryota; Viridiplantae; Streptophyta; Magnoliopsida; Malvales; Malvaceae.
UGCAAUUUCUCCAUUCCCAUCUCCCCUCUUCCAUCAUUCCCCUCUUCCACUGUGCCCUCCUCCCAUUUCCCAUUCCCAUGCAAUACCCAUUCCCAUUUCCCAUUCCCAUUCCCAUUUCCCAUUCCACCGUGCCCUCCUCCCAUUUCCCAUUCCCAUCUCCCCUCUUCCAUCGAUUCCCCUUUUCCACCGUGCCCUCCUCCCAUUUCCCAUCCCCAUGCAAUACCCAUUCCCAUUCCCAUUCCCAUUUCCCAUUCCCAUCUCCCCUCUUCCAUCGAUUCCUCUCUUCCACCGUGCCCUCCUCCCAUUUCCCAUUCCCAUGCAAUACCCAUUCCCAUUUCCCAUUCCCAUUCCCAUUAUCAACAACACUACCUUUGAGAAGACAGCUGGAUUUCAGAAAUUGAUCACUGUUGAAGAAUUGGCUCUAUAUAAUGGAACUGAUGAUUCAUUACCCAUACUCUUAGGAAUUUUGGGAUCUGUAUUUGACGUUACGAAGCGAAAAUCUCACUAUGGUGCUGGAGGAGGUUACAAUCAUUUCGCUGGAAGAUGCCUCCCGUGCAUUUGUUUCUGGAAAUUUUACAGGAGAUGGACUUACAGAUUCAUUGCGAGGUUUAUCCAGUACCGAGGUAAUGAUGUAUUUCCUCUUUCCUUUCAGGGGUAUGACUCCUAUCCUAGUUCCUUUGAGACUUAAGAUCAAGCUUCAAGCUCGGGGAUCGUCAGCAAGGUCAUCACUCUAUCUACUGUCUCGGUAUUAAACUGUUUAAAUUUUAACUUUGGCAUGUACAGGCUAGAUAAAUGUUUUGGAAAGUCGUACUUUGAUAUAUUGUAUAUGAAAUUAAUAGCCAUACGAAAAUGGCUUAUUUUCUUAUGGUUUAACGGGAUCAAAAUGUUAUGUUUUGUUUUAAAAAGGUUAAAGUAGAAUUUAUAAUUAUACUUACUUAAAA